Molecule: messenger RNA, 4255 nt
Organism: Scleropages formosus (Asian bonytongue)
Lineage: Eukaryota; Metazoa; Chordata; Actinopteri; Osteoglossiformes; Osteoglossidae
Gene: hipk1a
Product: homeodomain interacting protein kinase 1a
Exons: 18
Coding region: 369-3869 (1166 amino acids)
Biological process (GO): smoothened signaling pathway; intrinsic apoptotic signaling pathway in response to DNA damage by p53 class mediator; peptidyl-threonine phosphorylation
Cellular component (GO): cytoplasm; nucleus; PML body
Molecular function (GO): ATP binding; protein serine/threonine kinase activity; protein tyrosine kinase activity
Source: RefSeq, a predicted model, not a curated record
CCCAAGAGGGAUGUGGGCUUUUCCUGUUGAUGGUAUCACUUCGGUUGUUUUACUGUGGUGAUUUUAUCCCAUUAUCCCGAUGUUUUUACUCUGAGAAAAUACCAGUGUUGUGGCGUUAUUUUAUUUAGUUCCUUGUUUGUCCAUGUGGUCUUUGUCAUUUUAGUAAUUUAUCGCUUUUAUUGACGUCAAUGAUGUGAAAAGACAAUGAGGCCUGACGGCGGAGAGACUGAGUAGCCGAACUGGCAACUGCCUGGAUAUGUAGAAGGUUAAAAGAAGAAGUGUAGGAGAAGAUGCUGCUUACAGAAGGAGUGUUUGUUCGCCUUAACCUGGCAUCCAUCUGGAGAUGAUGAACUGACUGAGUUGUAGGUAUGGCUUCCCAGCCUCAGGUGUUCUCAUCCCCUUCGGUGUCCUCCAGUGCCUUUUCUCGUGUGAAGAAGCUGAAGGUGGAAAACUGCACGUGGGAUGUGACAAGCCAGUCGAAUGAGAGCAAAUAUUACCUGCCCAGCCCCUCUCAGGGAAAUGCCUCCACCCCCACCUCCUCCAGCUUCAGUGGCGCCUAUGGUUCGUCUGGAGUGAUUCCCCCGCCAGCGGGUAGCUCCCGUGGGCAGAUCGUGGUGCGCGCUGCAGACAGCACUGGCAGCCUCCCAGGACCCUCCUCCUCUGCAUCGUCUUCAUCCUCUGCAACCUCCUCGUCCUCCAGCUGCCGUGUCAACGAAGCUGCCUCCUCCUCCAGGUCCCAUGGCCUCUACCAGAGGCAGCACAGUUUAAAACGCAAAAACGAGGAGGCUGACAGCAGCGACAGUGUCCAGAUUCUGGAGGAGCUCUCCGCUCCGGCACUCUCCCACCGGGCUGGGGGUGAUGGCACUGCAGCCCAGUCCAUCGCCCACUCCACAUCCACCACCAAGAGCAGCAAUUCGCACAGCGAGGGUGACUACCAGCUAGUGCAGCAUGAGAUCUUGUGCUCCAUGUCCAACAGCUAUGAGGUGCUGGAAUUUCUGGGUCGUGGCACUUUUGGACAGGUGGCCAAGUGCUGGAAGCGUGGCACCAAUGAGAUUGUGGCAAUCAAGAUCCUGAAGAAUCACCCAUCGUACGCUCGCCAAGGUCAGAUUGAGGUGAGCAUCCUGAGCUUGCUGAGUACGGAGAAUGCUGAUGAGUUCAACUUUGUGCGGUCACAUGAAUGCUUCCAGCACAAGAGCCACACCUGCCUUGUGUUUGAGAUGCUGGAACAGAACUUGUAUGAUUUCCUGAAGCACAGCAAGUUCAGCCCGCUGCCCCUCAAGUGUAUCCGGCCCAUACUGCAGCAAGUGGCUACCGCCCUCAACAAGCUUAAGAGUUUGGGCCUCAUUCAUGCCGACCUCAAACCUGAGAAUAUCAUGCUGGUGGACCCAGUGCGGCAGCCUUACCGAGUGAAAGUUAUUGACUUUGGUUCAGCCAGCUAUGUCUCCAAAGCAGUGUGCUCCACAUACUUGCAGUCACGCUACUAUCGUGCUCCCGAGAUAAUCUUGGGGCUGCCAUUCUGUGAAGCCAUUGACAUGUGGUCCCUUGGCUGUGUGAUCGCUGAGCUUUUCCUCGGAUGGCCAUUGUACCCAGGGGCAUCUGAAUAUGAUCAGAUCCGCUACAUCUCCCAGACUCAGGGGCUACCUGCUGAGUACCUCUUGAGUGCUGGGACCAAGACCAGCCGCUUCUUCAACAGAGGUCCUGACUCCAGCUACCCCCUCUGGAGGCUAAAAACACCAGCAGAACAUGAGGCUGAAAUGGGGAUAAAGUCGAAGGAGGCUCGCAAGUACAUCUUCAACUGUCUGGAUGACAUGAUGCAGGUGAACAUGACCAACCUGGAGGGCACAGACAUGCUGGCAGAGAAGGCGGAUCGGCGGGAGUUCAUUGACCUGCUGAAAAAAAUGCUGACCCUGGAUGCGGACAAGAGGAUCACGCCCAUGAAAACCCUGAACCACUCCUUUGUCACCAUGGCCCAUCUGCUCCACUUCCCCCAUAGCUCCCAUGUGAAGUCCUGCUUUCAGAAUAUGGAGAUAUGCAAGCGCCGCUGCACAGCCUUUGACAAUGGGAAGAACCUCUUCUCUAACAACAGUGGGACUGGAGCAGCUGCCAACCUCACAGUCACCUUCAGCAGCCAGCUCAAUCAGCACAAUCAGGUGGCCCCAGCUGGAGGCCCAUCCCUCUCCCUCAGCAGCAAUGUGCCCUUGCUGAACUACCAGCCUGCCCUCUACCAGCAGGCCACCAUCAACAUCCCUGGCUUUGGCCAGCAGGGUGUUCCGCUGCCCACCCGACCCGGCCAGCUGUGUACCCAGACAGAGCCAUUCCAGCAGACACUUAUUGUCUGCCCCCCCACUAUCCAAGGGCUUCAAUCCACCAAUAAGCACUCCAGUUUUCCUGUGAGGAUGGACAACUCAGUGCCCAUAGUUCCUCAGAACCAGUCCACCCAGCCACUGCAGAUCCAGUCAGGUGUGCUUGCACAGGGCUCCUGCACCCCACUGAUGGUGGCCACACUCCACCCCCACAUGGCGGCAGUGGCGCCCCAGUACUCGGUCCCUUUGGCGUUGGGCUGCGGGGCCGGAAGGCCUGCCCUGUUGGAGCAGACUGCCACCAUGCUGCAGACGUGGCCAGCUGGCACACAGCAGAUCCUCAUCCCUUCAACCUGGCAGCAGGUGCCAGGCGUGGCCAUCCACAACCCCUCUCAGCCCGUAAUUGCCGAUUCACCUCUGGGGGCACUCAUCUCCGACGGAUCUGCCCAGCAGGUCUCCAACUGGAGGGGCUGUCACAGUGGGCAGUAUAACAGUGUGAUGCAGCAGACGUCCAUGCUGGGGGCUCACCUGGGCUCCUCUCAGCCUCUCAACAUGGGUGCAGCCAAUGGCAGGUCUCAGCAAGCUGGUGCUGUAGGAUCCAGGUCCAGGACCCGGCACACUGACAGCAGAGCAAGGCCAAUGUCACUGCUUCAGACCAAUGCCUCGGUGGUGCCCAACAGCCCCCUGUUGAAUUCACCUGCAUACAGCGCCGUCCUUUCCCAGCCAAUCAUCAUCUCUGACACUCCAAGCCCUGCUGUUAGCAUCAUCACCAUUCACAGUGACACAGAGGAUGAGGAUGAGAGGAAGUUCCCCCCAGUCAGCUGUGGAGCUGGCCAGCGGACCAAUGUAAUCAGCUGUGUCACCGUCCACGACUCGCAGGACUCGGACUCAUCCACCAGUAGCCCACUGAGCCCCAGGCGGCUGCCCAGCUUUGCGGAAACGUCAGCGCCUCUCUCACGUUCCCUGGCUAUUAUGGUUCCACCUGUGAAAGCUCAGCCUGCGGAGGGUGCUCUGCCAGGGCAGCCCCUGAAUGCUUGCGGUAAGGCUAAGAAGGGCUCAGCUCAUCAACCUUGCAGUGUGGGGACCUCCAGUAGCAACCGACACCACCAGGCUGCUCCCAGCAGGUCCCAGCCACUCAACCUGAGCCAGGUCCAGCCAUCUGCCAUGACAUCAUCUCAAGAGAGAGCGGCAGGCGGGUCCCUACGACGACAGCCCUCGUACCAUGCUGUCGCUUCCUCGCAUGCCCCCUACAGCCUACAAGAAGCACCGGUCUUCAGCUCUGCACCCGGAAUAUAUGCCUACCCUGCCUCUGCAGCCCUGGCUUCUGUGUCACAGGCGGUGGACCAGCUGCAUGGUUCCACCACUUCCUCAUCUGCCGCUGUGGCCUCCUCUAGCCGUCAUGUCGGUGGGCCCUACUCCUCCUCUUUCGGCCUUCUGCCCAAGGGUGGCGGUGUUGGCCGCGCCCAGUACCAGCACCAGUUCCCAGGCCAGCCCUAUACACGUUCUGGAGUGGGCCAGGGCACGUACCAGCUGAGCCACCGCAAGCUGGGCCAGUAUCCCUAUCUGUGAGGUGGGAGGAGGGCCGUCGUUGGGGCUGAGAUGUCCGUGUUGUCAUGGCUGCAGCUUGAGUCCAGAUGAGAAUGCUUCCGCAAGAUAUGCAGCUGCAUUAGUGUGUCCUUGGAAGUGUUGCACAGAGAUAGAUUGUCGAUUCAGCAGUUGAAAAUUCAGUCCCUACUAUUUUUAUUUGGAUGGUUUAAAAGUAAAUCAGAACUUUUUACUUUACUGUAUUUUUUAACUGACCAUCAUUGUUUUAAGACUUAGGUUUUACUCCACUAAACUAAUACAUAGCAAAAAUAUUAGCUCAAUAACAAGAAGAUUGUUGUGUUAAUUGGUGGCUUUGAACGCAUUUUCUAUUUGUUAGAUGCUUGUGUACUUUCAGUGCAAGGGAUGAUUCC